AUGUCCCGCACCGCAGAUUCUGAAGUCAGCUGGGGUGCCCUUUGGCAGACUGAGACCCCCCCGAGGAAACUGCUGCAGAGGCUUGCAUACUUGGGGUCUAUCGAAAGCUGUGUAGGGCACCAGGUCAAGAGCUUGGCAAAGCUCAGCCAGCUAGCACCCCCGGGCCCGAUGCUGCUCUCUCCUGCUAGUGCGAUUCCUGAGCGCUCUGCAAUUUGCGCGCAGACUUCUAGAGUGAUUCUCCUGCACGCUGCCCCCCACACGCGCUGUCGCACGAGACGCGCGUACCGGCGUGACACGCAGGCAGCGCUGGCCAGGUAUCCCAAUCCCUUGGUGACGUAG
Klebsormidium nitens is the source of this 339-nucleotide messenger RNA. The record is from the annotation of a GenBank genome assembly. NCBI's taxonomy places the organism in Eukaryota, Viridiplantae, Streptophyta, Klebsormidiophyceae, Klebsormidiales, Klebsormidiaceae.